Monodelphis domestica (gray short-tailed opossum) is the source of this 13289-nucleotide messenger RNA. RefSeq lists its product as uncharacterized. NCBI's taxonomy places the organism in Eukaryota, Metazoa, Chordata, Mammalia, Didelphimorphia, Didelphidae. Gene Ontology annotation, molecular function: RNA polymerase II cis-regulatory region sequence-specific DNA binding; DNA-binding transcription repressor activity, RNA polymerase II-specific. The record is from RefSeq and is a predicted model, not a curated record. Gene Ontology annotation, biological process: regulation of cytokine production; regulation of immune system process; negative regulation of transcription by RNA polymerase II. Gene Ontology annotation, cellular component: nucleoplasm.
GUUAUAGGUUCAGUGUUGAACAACACUUGUUAUAAAAGUAUAUAUUUUUAUUUUAGUUUUUAAAAUUAUUUUAAAGUAUUUUUCUAUGGUUACAUGAUUCAUGGUGAACAACAUUUCUUUCUAUGUUACAUAAUACUAUGAUAUAAAUUAAAAUAUUAUAAUAAUUUUCAUAUAAUAUAAUUUUUUGAUAACCAAAACAAAUUCUUGUAUUACUUCCAUAAAGGAGAAUCAUCAUCGGAAAGGAAACAUAAUGCUUCAGAAUUACAUUUAUAACUCAAAUGAGAAUUAAAAUUCUUGAAACAAUGCUUGAUAUAAUUAAAAUAUGUUUAAAAUGAGUAUUUUUUCACCUUUUUAAAAAUGUAGUUUACAAUCUAGCAGCAUCCAGAUUGUAAGAGAAGCUACUUUUCUACAGCAUAUCUUCAUAAAGGUUUGCCAAAUUUCACCUUUUCAUAAACAAUACAUUGAGUUUGAAAUCUGAAACAAAACUAUUAAAAUGCCUUACUCAGAUCUACUUCCUUUUAUUACUCUUUACAAUUCUAAUAUAUUUCCAACCCUGUAUAAGACUAUGUAAUAUGAAUAACCUGUUAAAGUGGCAAUAACAAUAGAGGCAGCCGGAUGGCUUGGUGGACUGAGAGACAGCCAUACUAGAGGUGGGAGGUAAUAGAUUCAAAUCUGGCCUCAGACACUUCCUAGGUGUCACCCUAAGCAAGUCACUUAACCCCAUUGUCUAGCUCUUACUACUCUUGUGCCUUCAAAGCAAUAUAUGACAUUGUUUCCAGGAAAGAAGAUAAGGAUCUAAAAGAUAGUAAUGAGAGCAAUAAUAACUAACACUUAUAUAGUGUUUUCCAUAAACCAAGUAGGAUAAUAAACCUUUCACAGAGAGAGGAUCUGAGCCUCUGAGAAUUCAGAGAUUUCCUUGAUCCUCUCUCUGGCUCUGGCAUGGCAGAUGGUGUGGGGGAGAUGUGAUCAGCUUGUGCUCUGAUAAGUGCAAUUUUGCCCUUUCUUAGCAUUAGAACCCCCAAACACUGCCUACCUUUAAAGCUUAAUCCCAUGGUAGAGCCCCUUUGCUCUUCUGGUUUUGAUUUCUGUCCUUUGGAGAGGUUUUGUAAUGAUUGGUUGGAAGGAGGUUCAGAAGGCUCCUGUUGCUACACUGCCAUCUUAGCUCUGCCCCCCAAUGCCUCCAUCUGCUGUUAAUCUUGUGAGUAAAAAUUUUUAUGUAAAUUGAGAAUUAUUAAGCCACAUGUUAUGAUUAUAAUUGUUGUAAAUUUGCUUGAUGAAAAUUUGUUGAUGUAAUAAGUGAAUGUAAUGAUGAGAAUUUGUCUUUUGCACUAUUAGACCAGAAUAAAAAUCUCUCAAUCCUAUAAUUUUUACCAAAAGAGGAAAAUGACCACCUGUGCCUCAGUAGUUUGAGUUGCACUAAUGAUAAGUCCAGUUAUUUCGCUACUGUGAUGGCGAUUCUUCAUAGUGCCACUCAUUUCUCAGUGUUGAUUUGUCGGCUGUCUUCUAUUCCGUAAGUGCUGUAAAACCUGAAGCCCAAUAUUUGUUGCAUUUACCUGAUUAGAUACCAAUGUCAUGUGGAUCAGACUGUCACAGACCAUCAUAAACUCUCCAAAAGAUUUCAGAUAAUUUAGGAGGACUUACCAACUCCACUGCAAAGCUGACUCAUUCUUGGCCUCCCCCAGCCAUGAAAUGGUUCCCUUUGAUUCAGGAAGGUAAACAAGACAUCCCAGGUACCAGGAAAAAGGACUUUUCCCAAGGAGGACCUGUCAGCACCCAGGACCAAGAGACGGGUAUAUUCCAUAUCAGGGUCAGCUGGCUAUUAGCCCUAACAUUCACCUUCUGGAGAGACAGUGAAGCCACUUUACUGUGUUCACUGCAGUUUCUCUUUCAAAAGCACUCAAAACCACAAUUGGCCCAAGGUUAGCAUUUCCCCAUGCCUAGUGACUUGAGCUGCUACGCCACUGAAUGCGGGCUUCCUUAGACCAGAGGCUUGCUAGAAAAAUGGAAAAUGUAAAACAUCACUGUCACCUCAAAUCCCCACCUGAUCUUCAUCUAUCUGGGGGAAGCCUGGUAUGACUGUAAAACCAAAACAAAACUAUACAGAUUUCACUGUUCCCCCCUGGCAAUCCUGGCUUAGAGGAGGUGAAGGCAGUUACCAGAACUACCGUGGUUUGGGGCUGCAGGAACUGCAGUGGUUUUUGAGGUCAUCCUCUCUUCUGCCUGAUCUAUAUGGCCAGGCAGCUAAAUUUAUUGCCAUUCCAAGAACAGAACUGGUUCAGCUCCAAAGAUAGCAGCAGUUGGAGAAGGCCCAGCCUAUAAAUGCUGCCCAGGACACUGAGGCUGGAGGUGACAAAGAUGGAUGGACAAUCAUCAUCUGUGAAGACACCCAUGAAGAUAAAGAAGGCAAAGACACAAGGCUAAAAUGCAGUCCGGGUAUCACAGAUUCUAGGUGAGUACUGAAGUCAAGCCUUUUCUUUGUAAAAAUGUCAUCACCCAGCAUGCCUGGCAAUUCAUGCCCAGAAGUCAUUAUUGUGUGCAAAGCAAUCCCAGUCAUAAAAUGGGCGAGAGUAGCUGACCAGAUCACUUCAGUACUUUCUAGUAGAACAUUAGAAUGUCUACAAUGUAUUGCUUAUUAAUAUGAUUCAAAAGGGGUAUAUCACUAAAAAGAGGGGGAAAUAGCUUUGGAAAAGUUUCAUAAUUUUGAAAAAUAAAAUCAGAAAUACAAUUUUUGAAAUAAAUUAGAAAUAAAAUUGGGUCAUGAAAAUAUAGAAACAGUUUUCAAUUUAACUUUGAAUGUGUGAUCAUUUAGAAAUUUUAUAAAAAUUGUUUAUAAAAAAUUGCAUAGAAAAUAUAGAAGAAACAAAUUUUAUUGAAAAUGUUUUAUAAGUGAAAUUAUUUUGGUACUGAAAGAAAUAACAUUUUGGCCUGUAUUUCAAUUGCAUAUUUUGCCCGGAAACUCAAUUUUAAUGUAAGAAAUUGAAAAGGUCUGGGAUCUGAAUCAAACCUGGCAAAUCCAUUCUUCCUCCAAAUCUUAUAAAAAGUAGAACAUCUUGUUCCAUAUGGAUUUCUUCGAUAAUUAUGUGAAGCAGAGUAUGGUUUCUCCUAUGUUUCUUGGGACUUUUUCAUUGCUGCAUUGACUGGGAUGGAACUAUUCCAAAUUCCCAUAACAGCUUUGUAGUUCAGAAUAUAGAAAGACAAUCCUAUUGUGAAUUGCAGAUAUAUCAAAUAAAGAGGCAUAGGAAGAAAAACUUACAGUGGAGGGGAAGAUGAUGGUGGUGAUGGGCAAUCAGCAUAACUUAAUCUCAUUGAGAAGGCCAGUCACACUCAUUGGGGUAUAUAGAAUCUUAUCUUACUCUAUAAAGGAACAGAAGGAAAAUAUAAAAGGUGGUGGAGGGGGGCAAUAAUAAAAGGGAGGGGGAAUAGGAGGAAAAAAGGGAUUGUGGUAGUGUAUAAUUGGAAAUCUGUUACCCUAAAAAAUAACUAUAUUUCCUGAGAGCCCACUGACUUCCUGUCAUUAUGUAUUUCCUUUAGACAGAUGAUAAAGACAAUGGACAUUGAGGCUCUUCUCUCUUUGGCUUGCAGCCAGCUUUGUGAUGGUGGUGAAUGGAGAUUUUGAAAUGGCUAAUCUGCCAUGGGCACAUGGUCUUGUUGGAAGACUUUGAGUUCAAAUCCAGCCUCAGACACCUACUCUGAUCCUGAGCAAGUCACUUAACCUGCCUCAUUUUUCUCCCCUGUAAUACGGGGCUCAUAAUGGCAUAGCCCAGGACUGUUGUUAGCUACAAAUAUUUGUAAAGUGCUUAGUCCAUGUCCUAGGUUCCACCUAUUCUUUCUUUUUGAGAUGGACACUUGACUACCCAUCCCUCCAGGGAAUCUCCAGCUUCCCUGAACUGGGCUUAGGGGAAAAGAGUAAACCAAGUUACCUUUUCCUGGUUCAUCAAUGAACUAGAUAAGCAGACCACCAAGGCCUUUAAUAACAAGAGAUUACAUGUAGAUGGUGCUUAAACAUUGACAAAGUCUGACCUAUAUGAUCUCAAGCCACUGAUAAAAAUGUUUGGUGGAACAAGAUUCAGCCAUAAUCCCCAAGGCUCUUAGGGGCUGACCACUUCCAGCUGUUGUUAAACUGUUCCAGACCACUGGAGCAGCUCUGAACUGUUCUCCUGUCUCUCCUCCAUCUGUCUCUCUUGCUGGAAGUAUAUUUAGGAAGUUCAGCGAUCAGAGUUAAGGAUUAGCUUUUGUUUUACUGGUGGUGACCACUGGGACCACUGACUCUCCUGUCCCCAAUAAAAAGCUCCCAGGUAACAGCACCAUGGUGUCAAGGAAGAUCAGUCAACAUUCUGGCUCCUGGAGAGCAUGUGCCUCCUUGGCAUCUCCAGCCAAUGACUCCUCUAAUAAGGAGAGAUGGCUCACCCUCAGUAACAGAAGGGCUUUCCACAGGCGCCCCAUUCCUGUGGUUUCUUUCCAGUGAGAAGGAAAUUAAUCAGAGUCCCCCAGAGAAAGUACUGCUUCUCUGAUUCUACUAAGGCGGUUCUCUCCAGCAAGAAUCCUCUCAGGUUGAGGAAGCAGCUGUGAUCCAGAGGGAGGCCUUCCUUCCACAUUCACUGCAAUUCCAGGACUUCUUCGUUUCAUGAAUCUGUUUUUCAAGCAAUGAAAGAUCUGUAUUUUGGCAGCAGGCCUUUCCCACUCAUUGCAGUCUAGGGCUUCUCUCCAGCAUGAGUUCCCUGAUGUCUGGCCGUGACCUUCUGCAGGGAAAACCUGGGGACUGAGCCUGGGGGUGCCUGCAGGAAAGAGCUCCUCCUGGGCUCUUGGGGGCAGGCAGGCCUAGGGGGACCACGCAGAGGGUGCUGGACACCCCUGAUGCCUCCCCUGAGGGCAGGCCUGGCCACCCUUCCUGGAGGCCUCCCCCUCUAGGUCUCCCUUUAGGGCUGCCUCCCAGCUCAGCCUGGACAGGCCCAAAGCCAGGAAGGAGAGUCUUAGACUCCAGGGAAGGCCCCGGGCCACCCCGACACAGCCAACCCAGGGGAGGGCAGGCCAUGCCCAGUCCAGGCCUGUGUAUUCUCCCCUCCUGAACUCCAGAGACAGCAGAGUGAAUUCAGAGCAGCAGUCCUGGGCUCUUAGGCCAGCAAAGGAAGAAUUGUCCAGGGAGAGAAGCCCUUCCAGGGCCUUUAGCACUUAAGUGCCUGCUAGAUCAGGGCCUGGAGUCAGGGAGGCCUGAGUUUUCUCCCCCUGCAGGACCCUGGACAGGUCACUUUAGCCUGCUUGCCUCAGUUUCCUCCCCUGUCCAAUGGGCUGCAGGAGAAGAGGGCAAAGCCGCCCAGCCUCUGCCCAAAAAGCCCCAAAGGGGUCGGGAAGAGGCAGCCAGGCCUGAACAUCCUGAGCCCAGCAGCUCUGCAGAUACACCCAGACACCCCCCCAGACUGUCCUCUGUCCAUCAGGGCUCAGAGCCCGGGCUCAGCGGCUGCUGCUGCCUUCUGUGGCUUCCCAAAGGGCAGGAGGGAGUUCCUGGGCCUCCCCCAGGCCUCUGAAGAGUCUUUGGGCUUUGUGUGCUGGGGGAGGUGCUGAAGGAGACCUUCCUCAGCUGGCCCAGAGGCCCAGGAGACCCCGAGGAUGCAGUUCUGUUUCCAAGGCCCUGGGGGGGGGGGGUGCUCUGGGAGCCCCCAGGCUCAGGCUCUUUUUGUCUGGAUCCCACAGUGGGAGAAACUGAGGCAAAGGCUGGGGAGGGCCUUGGGCAGGCUCCCCCUGCUGGGGCUGCUGCCCUCUGCCUCAGUUUCCUUCUCUGUCAAAACCGGGGAUCCAAGAGGCAACUCCACAGGCCCUGGGUUAGGGGAGAUCCAUUGGUUGAUCAAUCAUUUAGUCAAUUAAUUGACACUUAUGAGGCACCUGCUGUGUGCCAGGCUGUAGCCUGAGGUAGCUUCCAUGCCAAAGCAGCAGCGAGGCUGGGCGGGAAGGGGAAAUGGGGGUGGGGGAGAAGGCUGCAGCCCCCCAGGUUGGGGAACAAUUCCUAUGUGACCCCUCCCCCACCGAGUCUCUACAUGGAGUGGUCUAGACAGGAGGACUCCAUUUUCCAGAAUGCCGGUGUCAUGACAUCCUGCAUGUCUUGGCCCUCCGCCUGUGGAGGACUCCAUUUCCCAGAAAGCCAGUUACCUGACCUCCCCGGUCCUGGCUCCUCCCCACCGAGACGGCCUCCGGGCAUGCUUGGAACUCACAUGGGCAAUCUCAGCUCCUGGAAGACUUGCUGCUGUUGUUCUAGGAUCUUUACUAGAAGCAGAGACUAAUUUUGAAGUGAAGGAGAUGUUUACAAAACUGAUGAUUUUUGUGGAAGGAUCUGACCUUGAAAGAUGCAUGAUUGAGGGUUCCCAUAACUUCAUUUUCAGAGAAAUUUGUGACUCUGAUGUCAAGAUCAAUAGAAAUCUAAAGAGUGACCAUGAAGUUGAUGUUGCUACAAAGAAAUUCAGUCAAUUUUCAGUCCUAAAUCAUUAUAUUAAAGUGACCUCAGAAAAUGUCUGUUGUCAGAAUAGUCAAUACAGCAAAUGCUUUCCUGAAUAAGUAGGACUUUUUCAGUGGAAUGAGAAAACUUCUGAAAAGCCCAUGUAUCAAGGUAGCCUAGGAGCAAUGGCCUUUGGCUGCAGUUUAGACAUCAUUAGACAUCCAAAAAGUAAAUGGGUAGAGAUGGUUGUUCUGAAGAAAGAAGUUGGGAAACUUUUCAGUCAAAACUCUGAUCUUGCUGCACAUCAAAUACUCCAUCUGGGAGAGAAACCAUAUGAAUGUAAAGAGUGUGGAAAGGGUUUUACAUGGAAGAAAUCUUUUGCUGCACAUCAGAGAAUCCACACUGGAGAGAAACCUUAUGAAUGAAAACAGUGUGGAAAGGCUUUCAUGUAGAGGGGCUCCCUUGCAGCACAUCACAGAAUCCACAAUGGAGAGAAACCUUAUGAAUACAAUCACUGUGGAAAGGCUUUCACACAGAUGAGUUCUCUUGCAGCACAUCAGAGAACCCACGAUGGAGAGAAACCUUAUGAAUGCAAUCACUGUGGAAGGGCUUUUAUCAAGGACAUCUCUCGCUAAACAUGAGAAAAUCCACACUGGAGAGAAACCUUAUGAAUGUAAACAGUGUGGAAAGGCUUUCACACAGAGGGGCCCUCUUGUUGCCCAUAAGAGAAUCCACACUGGAGAGAAACCUUAUGAAUGUAAACACUGUGGAAAGGCUUUCACAUUGAGAGGAAGUCUCACUAAACAUCAGCUAAUACACAUUGGAGAGAAACCUUUUGAAUGUAAACACUGUGGAAAGACUUUCACAUCAAGAGGAAGUCUCACUAAACAUCAGCUAAUUCACACUGGAGAGAAACCUUGUGAAUGUAAAAAAUAUGGAAAGGCUUUCACACAGAGGGACAAUCUUGCUGCACAUCAUAAAAUCCACCCUGUAUAGUAACCUUAUGAAUAUAAACUGUGGAAAGGCUUUCACAUAGAAGGGCAAUCUUUUUGCGCAUCAGAGAAUCCACACUGGAGAGAAACCUUGUGAAUGUAAGCACUGUGGAAAGGUUUUCACAUACAGGAGCUCUCUUGCAAAACAUCAGCUAAUCCACACUGGAGAGAAACCUUAUUGUAUUGGAAAACAUGCAAUAUUCUACAUCAUGCAUUUAUCAUUUUUAGUAAUGUUAGAUUGGAAACUUCCUGUAAAAAUUAGUGAAUGUUAGGUAUCCUUUUGAAGGAAGAUACUAAUCUCUCCUUAUGAAGAAUAGAGAAAUACUCCCCUCCCCCAGCAACUUUUUAUAGAUACAUAAGUAUCCUCCUUUUAUUCAUGUCAUGGAGAUUCAUGGAGAGUGGAAGAAUUCCUCUCUACCCAGGAGACAGGUUGGAUUACAGAAGAUAAAAUGAACAGUUCUUAUUUUUUGAAAAAGUACAUUUAUAAUUGAAAGGGAAGCCCUUAGCUGGGAAACAAAUUUGAGGCAAGUUUCACUUUUCAGGUCUCCUAUCCAAGGGAUAUCGAGAACAGAUGCUCAUUAUAUAGGAAGAAUGGAGACAAUAGACAGCUUUCUUUUUCCUUUUUUUUUUUAAUUUAUCCCUUACCUUUGGUCUUUGUAUCAUUUCUAAGACAAGCUGAAAAGGCUAAGCAAUGUGAGUUAGUGAUUUCUCCUUCUUGGUAGUGUGGAAAGGAAAAUUGUGAAUCAAGCUUUUGCAUUUUUGCCCACUGAGAUGGAGCAGACAUCAGUUGGAAUGUAAUAGGAGGGGCAGUGACAGUUGGAGUGAGAGAAGAGGAUUGUGGGAGAAACCAUAACAGGUAUGGUCUUUUCCCUCUGACCAUGGCUGAGUGUGGAGAAAAGACCAGGAGCUCUAUAUCCCAACUUGUGAAAAACCUUGCCUCCAUUCCCUUGCCCUGGAGAAAAAAAAGGUUCCUGUAUGUGUGAGAGCAUCCAUUUGAGGAAGAACAAGAUAAAAACAUCCAAAGAGGAAGUCUCCCCACCUUGGGGCUCCCAUGCUCUGAAGGACCACAGUCUGGCCCUAGCAGAAAAUCCAGAGCCAGAGGAAAUGGCCCCCGGGACCCUGAGACCCCCCUCCCAGGGAUUAAUAACAUUCAAGGACGUGGCUGUGGACUUCACACAGGAAGAGUGGUGCCUAUUGGACCAUUCUCAGAAGGAGCUAUUCCUGGAGGUUAUGCUAGAGAAUGUACACAAUCUACUUUCUGUGGGUAUUCCAGUUCCUAGAAAAUAUUGUACCUCCUGUUUUCAGCAAGGGGAAGCACCAUGGCUGCUAGAGCAAAAAGACCCAAGGAGCUCCUUUUCAGAAGCAGAGGCUAAUUUUGAUGUAAAGGAGAUGUCUACAAAGCUGAGACAUUUUGUGGAAGGAUCUGGCCCCCAAAACUGCAUGAAUGAGGAUCCCCAUGAUGUCAUUUUGAGAGAAAUUUGUGACUCUGAUAUCAAGAUAAACAAAAAUCUAAAGAGUGACUGUGAAUUUGCUGACGCUACAGAGAAAUUCAGUCAAUGUUCAGUCCUAAAUCAGUAUAUGAAAGUGACCUCAGGAAAGGACUAUUGUCUGGAUAGUCAACAAAGUCAAUGCUUUCCUGAAGAAGUAGAACUUGGUUGGUCAAAUAAGAAAACUCCUGAAAAGCCCAUGUAUCAAGGUAACCUAGGAGGAAUAGCCUUUGGCUGCAGUUUAGACCUCAUUAGCCAUUCAAAAAGUAAAUGUGUAGAGAUACUUUCUGUGAAUGAUAAAGGUGGGAGACCUUUCAGUCAAAACUCUGAGCUUGUUGCUCAUCAGAGAAUCCACAAUGGGGAGAAACCUUAUGAAUGUAAAGACCGUGGAAGUGCCUUUACAUGGAAGAAACCUUUUGCUGCACAUCAAAGAAUUCACAAAGGAGAGAAACCUUAUGAAUAUAAACAAUGUGGAAAGGCUUUCACAGAAAAGAGAUCUCUUGCUAAACAUCAGAAAAUUCAUACUGGAGAAAAAUCUUAUGAAUGUAAACAGUAUGGAAAGGCUUUCACAACAAGAGGCCAUUUUGCUGCACAUGAGAGAAUCCAUAAUGGAAAGAAAUCUUAUGAAUGUCAUCACUGUGGAAGGGCUUUUAUAACCAGAACAUCCCUCACAAUACAUCAGAGAAUCCACAGUGGAGAGAAACCUUAUGAAUGUAAACAGUGUGGAAAGGCUUUCACAGAAAGUUCAUCUCUUGCUAGACAUCAGAGAAUCCACACUGGAGAGAAACCUUAUGAAUGUAAACAGUGUGGAAAGGUGUUCACACAAAGUGGCCAUCUUGUUGCACAUACGAGAAUCCACACUGGAGUGAAACCCUAUGAAUGUAAACAGUGUGGAAAGGCUUUCACACAAAGAGGCCAUCUUAUUGUACAUGAGAGAAUCCACACUGGAAUGAAACCCCAUGAAUGUAAACAGUGUGGAAUGGCUUUCACAGAUAGGAGAUCUCUUGCUAGACAUCAGAGAAUCCACACUGGAGUGAAACCCUAUGAAUGUAAACAGUGUGGAAAGGCUUUCACACGGAGGGACAAUCUUGCUAAACAUCAGAGAAUCCACAAUGGAGAGAAACCUUAUAAAUGUAAACAGUGUGGAAUGGCUUUCACAGAAAGGCGAUCUCUUGCUCGACAUCAGAGAAUCCACACUGGAGAGAAACCUUAUAAAUGUAAACAGUGUGGAAAGGCUUUCACAGAAAGAGGCCAUCUUGUUGCACAUAAGAGAAUCCACACUGGAGUGAAACCCUAUGAAUGUAAACAAUGUAGAAAGAUUUUCACACAGAUGGGCUCCCUUUCUAGACAUCAGAGAAUCCACAAUGGAGAGAAAAUUUAUAAAUGUAAUUACUGUGAAAGGGCUUUUAUAACAAGGACAUCUCUCUCUAACCAUGAGAAAAUCCACACUGGAGAGAAACCUUAUGAAUGUAAACAGUGUGGAAAGGCUUUCACACAAAGAGGCCAUCUUAUUGCACAUGAGAGAAUCCACACUGGAAUGAAACCCUAUGAAUGUAAACAGUGUGGAAAGACUUUCACACAGAUGGGCUCUCUUGCUGCACAUAAGAGAAUCCACACUGGAGAGAAACCUUAUGAAUGUAAACAGUGUGGAAAGGCUUUCACACAAAGAGGUCAUCUUUCUGCACAUAAGAGAAUCCAUGAAGGAGAAUAACCUUAUCAAUAUAAACAGUGUGGAAAGGCUUUCAUGCAGAGGGACUCUCUUGCAGCACAUCAGAGAAUCCACAAUGGAGAGAAACUUUAUGAAUGUAAUCACUGUGGAAGGGCUUUUAUAACAAGGACAUCUCUCACUAUAAAUGAGAAAAUCCACACUGGAGAGAAAUCCUAUGAAUGUAAACAAUGUGGAAAGGCUUUCACAUAGAGGAGCAAUCUUGCUAAACAUCAGUGAAUCCAUACUGGAGAGAAGCCUUAUGAAUGUAAGUAGUGUGGAAAGUCUUUCACACAAAGGGGCCAUCUUGUUGCACAUAAGAGAAUCCACACUGGGGAGGAAACCUUAUGAAGGUACAGAAUGUGGUAAAGCUUUCACAAUGAGGAGUAAUCUUACUAAGCAUCAUAGCAUUCAUAUUGAGGAGAAAAAUUAUGAAUGGCAUCAAUUUAGAUAGGCUUUCACAUAAACCCUACAGUUGCUUCAUGUCAGAAAAUCUUCACUGGAGAAAAACCUCAUGAGUGAGGUUGCUCUUAUAGUUGCCACUUUUAGAUUAAACAUUAGAGGAUCCACACUUCAGAGAAACUUUAGGAAGAUGUUGAAUUCAGAAAGGGCUUCAGGUAACAAUCAUAUCUUAUUUCCAGGUUAGAAUUCCUUUUGGAUAGGAAUCUUAUUACUGUCUAGGAAGAAGAAAGACAUUGAUAUGGAGAAUCCUGAGCUUGUUCAGUGUGAGAAAAUGUCUUUUGAUCAGACCAAUUCCAGAUGAAUUCCCUCUAGAAAGGCUUUCAUCCAAAAAUCAUCUCUUCAUAUUAGCAGAUUUAUAGUACAGAAAAACCUAACAAAUGUGCUUAAGUUUUAUGCAUUUUCCUCAGGACAAGGGUGAUCACUAUAAUUUAUAAGUCUUUGGGACCACAUCACAUCUGUUAGAUUGGCUAUUAUGACAGAAAGGGCAAGGGACAAAAGUUAGAGGAGAUGUGGGAAAACUGAGAUACUAAUGAACUAUUGAGUGGAUUUGUGAACUGGAUGGAGCAAUUUUGAACUGCAUCCAAAGAACAUUAAGACACAAAAAGAAAAAGGACCUAUAUGUAUUUUUUUUUUAAAACCCAACACUUAAAUCUUCUCUUUUUGGGUUGACAAGAAUUAGAAAGUAAAAGGGAACUCAUCAACUUGGAGAUGGCUGAGUAAAUUGUGGCAUAUAAUUAUAGUGGAAUACUGCUGUUUUAUAAUUAAUGAGUAGAAGGAGGAGCUGGGAAAAACCUAGAAAGACUUGAGAACUGAUCCUGACUGAAUUUUGCAAUACCAGGAGAACCACAGCACGUUGUGACAGAAAUAUUGUAUGCAGAACAAUUGUGAAUUGAGUUAUUCUCAACAAUACAGUGAUCGAAAUCAAUCUCAAAGGACUGAUAAUCAAAACUUUUAUGUUUCCAGAGAAAGAAUUGAUGAAAUCUGAAUCCAGACCAAAAAAAGUUUUUUUCACGUUUUAAAUUUUUGUUGUUUGUUCGAGUUUAGUUCCACAGAAGGAUCAAUAUGGGGAAAUGUUUCAUAUAAUUCUACAUGCAAAAUUUAUAUGCGAUUUCUUAAUAUCUCUUGGGCAUGGGAGAGAAAAUCCAAGACUCAAAAGUUUUGAACAAAUGUUGGAUAUUGUUUUUACACAUAUUACACAACAAAUAAUUGUUGUCAAAAAAAUGAAAUGAUGGAGAAGAGUUGAAUAUUCAGUGGUGAACAACAUUCUUUCUAGAAUGAACGUGUAGCAGUCCACACCUAUUUAGGGACAAGGGAAUCAGUUAGAAUGUAAAGAUUGUCUUAGAAGAGAGCAUGCUCAGUCCUGCACAUGGCAAGUAAAGCCUUUUGACCCUUGAUUCCAGUGUCCCCCAGUUUAGGUGCGAAAUCGGGUUUCUUUGUGCUCACCUGGCUGAGACAAACUACACCUAUACCUUGUCAUUAACCAAUGAUAAUACACUAUGUACUCAUCCCUAUGUAUUGUGCACAUUUGCAUCUCAAUGGUAAUAAAUAGGAGCUCCACAGAAGGCCAGGUCUCUUUACCUUAUCAUCCCUCACCUGUCUCUGUCUUUCCUGCAACUUAGCCUCUGGCUAAGCUCACUCUUUAACUUCCUCUCUCUAUCUUUCCUUUUCUCUCUAAAGACCCUUCCUUAUUAUCAUCCUAAUUCUCUAGCCAGAACGGUCUGGGUUUAGAGUAUUCACUCUAAAAGACCGGGUUUUCCUCUCAGCUAAUCUCUAUAUUCCUAUAUCCACGUAUUGUUAAUUUAGGACUGCUUAGCGGUAUCAUGUCCUCAUGAUAGCUAAGUAGUGGGGACUUUUCUGUGGAGCACCAUUGUCAAAUAUUACGUGUGUAUCUGCCUGCUUCUUGUCCAUCUCCUUGGCUGCAGUCCUUUUCCAAGGUCAGCUUUCUAUCUUUCCUUUCGUGGGAAGGCUGCGGGCCGGCCUUCCUGCUUUAGAAGGGGUGUACAAGGAAUAAUUAAAGGAAUGGUUUCACUUUAAGCUGAUACUUGACGAUACACUGGACACGUUAUUCUGGAGAUAAGAUUCAGUGCCUCUAAUUGACUAGGAAAGGCAUUUUGCUGUUGUACAGACUUCAUAGACUUUCCCACAGAGAAGCCCUCAUUAAACGACCCAAAUUUCAUAUUUUGCAAAAACUACUACAAUAAAGACUUUUUUCUCUGAAA